AUGCAAGCCACAUUUGCGGACAGUCCAUCGAUAACGGAAACACUCCCGCGCCAGCGGAAGCCUUCUCUUCCCCCGGGAGCCUUCGCAGAAGAACCAGCAACUCCCGAGAAAGUUCUCUUCAAUGAUGGUGCCCCCAUCCUUGUCUCUUAUGACGAAAUCCCCGAAUGGUAUCAAGACAAUGAGUUUAUUCGACAUGGCUAUCGACCCGUCUCUAAUUCCACUCAUGCAUGCUUUGCCAGUUGGCUGUAUCUGCACAAUGAAACCGUGAACAUCUAUUCGCAUCUUGUUCCCGCCGUCUUCUUCCUCGCAGCAGAAGGCAUGUUUUAUCAGCAUCUUCAAGUCAAAUAUCCCGAAGCCACGUUAUCCGACCACGCAAUUUUUGCCUUCUUCCUCUUGACUGCUGUUAUAUGCUUGGGUCUGUCAACUACCUAUCACACACUAAUGAAUCACUCCCUCCAAGUCUCUGAGCUAUGGUUACGACUCGACUUUGUUGGUAUUAUCGUCCUGACCCUAGGAGAUUUUGUCUCGGGAAUUUAUAUGGUAUUCUACUGUGAGCCUCUGUUGAGACGAUUAUACUGGGGCAUGAUCAUCUCACUGAGUUGCAUUACAAUAAUGAUCCUCGUGAACCCCAAAUUUCAAGGACCCCGUUGGCGCACCUUCCGUGUCUGCACUUUCGUCGGCACUGGACUAUCUGGCUUCGCGCCUCUGAUUCACGGUAUCAGCGUCUUUGGUUUUGCUAAAAUGAUGGUGCAGUCUGGCAUGCCAUACUACCUCGGCGAAGGAGGGCUUCUUAUUCUAGGUGCACUUUUUUAUACUAUGCGCAUUCCGGAAUCAAUCAAGCCCGGGAGGUUUGACAUAUUCGGCUGCUCUCAUCAGGUAUUUCAUGUUCUGGUCGCCCUCACCACAGUUGUUCAGUUGAUUGGUAUCCUUUCGGCGUUUGACUAUAACUACAACCAUGGAAAAUGCAGACUGCCAUGA
Aspergillus niger is the source of this 978-nucleotide messenger RNA. RefSeq lists its product as uncharacterized. NCBI's taxonomy places the organism in Eukaryota, Fungi, Ascomycota, Eurotiomycetes, Eurotiales, Aspergillaceae. Gene Ontology annotation, molecular function: signaling receptor activity. Gene Ontology annotation, cellular component: membrane. The coding region runs from base 1 to 978 and encodes 325 amino acids. The transcript is spliced from 3 exons. The record is from RefSeq and is a predicted model, not a curated record.